Molecule: messenger RNA, 776 nt
Organism: Lates calcarifer (barramundi perch)
Lineage: Eukaryota; Metazoa; Chordata; Actinopteri; Centropomidae
Gene: lyrm5b
Product: LYR motif containing 5b
Exons: 3
Coding region: 346-597 (83 amino acids)
Biological process (GO): respiratory electron transport chain
Cellular component (GO): mitochondrion
Source: RefSeq, a predicted model, not a curated record
UCGGGGGAUUACUAUCUCUCUGCGCGUGUUGCUCUUUGGUUGUUUACUAGUCAGCUGUUUCAACGCAGAGCACGUUUUUCAAGUUUAAAGAUUAAAAACAGCGAUAAUUCUUGUUGAUGCUGCGGCUGAAGUCACAGCAGAGCUUCAGACGAACCACAGAAACAAACAGACAAACACAACAACGUCGUUUUUAGCGGGUUUCAGUGAGCUAAUGUGAAGUUAGCUUAGCUGAGCUAAAGUCCAUCAGACUGAACUUUGACCCAGAGAAAGUUGAGGAGCAGCAGAGUUCACCUGGACAGGUAGGGAACCGAAGCUCUGACCCCCCACCCCUCCCUCUCUGGGACCAUGGCGAACCCUCUGAGGGCUGAAGUGGUUCGACUCUAUAAGACUCUCCUCUACCUCGGCCGGGAGUAUCCCAAAGGAGGCGACUACUUCAGAGACCGACUGAGAGCGGCGUUCGCUAAGAACAAGUCGGUCCAGGACCCAGCACAGAUCAAGGAGAUGAUCGCCCGAGGGGAGUACGUGGCCAGAGAGCUGGAGGCGCUGUACUACCUGAGGAAAUACAGAGCGAUGAAGAAACGAUACUACGAGGAAUAAAAACAGCUGCAGAGACUCGACUCCUCCAGGAGACGAAACACGAGACAGAAACGAGACGAAACCAGGAAAACACGUUUAUUUCAGAGACAAAGAUCAGCAGCAGCUUCGAGGUUUUAAUGUUUUAUUCCUGUAACUUCAGGUCUGACAGAAAACAUUUGAAUAAAAAAAUAAAAACAGGA